Molecule: messenger RNA, 1557 nt
Organism: Penicillium taxi
Lineage: Eukaryota; Fungi; Ascomycota; Eurotiomycetes; Eurotiales; Aspergillaceae
Product: 3-oxoacid CoA-transferase
Exons: 3
Coding region: 1-1557 (518 amino acids)
Biological process (GO): ketone body catabolic process
Molecular function (GO): succinyl-CoA:3-oxo-acid CoA-transferase activity
Source: RefSeq, a predicted model, not a curated record
AUGCCUUCCCAAGUGGCAACGUGCUUGCGCAUCGCGCGCCAGUUCUCCGCUGAGCCGAUCAAGCAUCAGCGCUUCCUUGCCCGUAACUUCUCCAGCAGUUUCCGCCGCAGCGCAAUUAACAAGGUUUACCCCUCAGCCGAGGAGGCUAUUAAGGACAUGAAGUCGGACUCAACCCUACUUGCUGGUGGAUUCGGGCUUUCUGGAGUGGCAGACACACUUAUUAACGCUGUUAGGGCGAACCCAUCUAUUACUGGCUUGACAGUGGCUAGCAACAACGCCGGUGUGGACGGCCAGGGUCUGGGCCUGCUUUUGCAGUCUAAGCAGAUCAAGAAGAUGAUUUCCAGCUAUGUUGGCGAGAACAAGACCUUUGAGCGCAUGUACUUGACCGGCGAGAUUGAACUCGAGCUUACCCCCCAGGGUACUCUUGCUGAGCGCUGCCGUUCCGGCGGUGCUGGUAUCCCCGCAUUCUACACCCCGGCCGCAGUCGGAACUGUUGUCCAGACCGGCGAGCUGCCCCUGCGACACAACAGUGACGGCACCGUCAAUUUGUACAGUCACCCCAAGGAUGUCAAGGUGUUCGACGGAAAGCCAUAUGUGAUGGAGGAGUCUAUCAAGGGUGACUACGCCUUCAUCAAGGCCUACAAGGCUGAUAGACUCGGUAACUGCCAGUUCCGCUAUGCGGCAGCCAACUUCAACGGCGCCAUGGGCCGCAACGCCAAGGUGACCAUUGUCGAGGCUGAGCACAUCGUUGAGCCUGGUGAGAUUGAGCCCACUGCCAUCCACCUCCCUGGUAUCUACGUCAAGCGUGUCGUCCAGAGCACCACUGAGAAGAGUAUUGAGAAGUACACUUUCGCCAAGGAGGAUGGUCCCGACACCUCCGCCCUGGGCAAGGGUGACACUGCCGGCAAGCGCGAGCGCAUUGUCCGCCGUGCUGCCAAGGAGUUCAAGAACGGCAUGUACGCUAACCUGGGUAUCGGUAUGCCCAUGCUGGCUCCUAACUUUGUCGACUCCUCCGUCGAGGUGACCCUGCAGUCUGAGAACGGUAUUCUUGGUCUGGGUCCCUACCCCAAGAAGGGCGAGGAGGAUGCUGAUCUCAUCAACGCCGGCAAGGAGACCGUCACUCUCAACCCUGGUGCUUCCGUCUUCGGCAGCGACGAGUCCUUCGGCAUGAUCCGCUCUGGCCGUAUCGACCUGACUAUUCUUGGCGCUAUGCAAGUCAGUGCCAAGGGUGACUUGGCCAACUGGAUGCUGCCUGGUAAGAUCAAGGGAUUCGGUGGCGCCAUGGAUCUCGUCUCCAACCCCGCCGCCACCAAGGUCGUCGUCACCAUGGAGCACACUGAUAAGAAGGGCAACCCCAAGAUUGUCAAGCAGUGCGCAUUCCCCCUCACCGGCCCAUCCUGCGUCAGCCGUAUCAUCACCGAGCUGUGCGUCUUCGAUGUCGAUUUCGCCAGCGGUCUAACUCUAGUCGAGCUCGCGGAUGGUGUCACAGUUGAAGAGGUCAAGGCUAAGACUGAGGCUCCCUUCAAGGUCGCCGAUGACCUAAAGCCUAUGUUGUAG